AUGGUUGUAGCUACAAAUUCACCAGCCACACAUUCUAUCGCAGAACUCAUUACUGAUUUCUACAAGACUACGGGUAAUGUCCCUCCACCACUGAUUGGAGCCACGUCAACCCUGGUUCAUCAGCACGUUUAUGUAUUUGGCGGUCGAUUGCAAUCCACUCGACAGAUAUCCAACCGAGUCUAUAUUCUAUCGCUCAAGACAAAAGUUUGGAAGACUGUGCAACCACAAAACACACCACCUACUCCUCGCUAUUUUCAUUCUGCAGAUUACCAUGAACAAAAGAAUCAAAUUCUCAUCUAUGGUGGUAUGGGCGUCAAGAAGACCUCAAGGGCAGCAGUAGCAGCGGGAGGAGGGGCAGAAGAGUUAGUAGCAUUGGACGAUUUAGUGUUUUUGAACAUUCAAACCAUGCGUUGGGAAUAUAACGCUUCUCCUAACACAGUGUCUAUACCGAGCCCUCGGUAUGCACAUGUGUCUUCCCUGAUCAGGAACAAACUCAUCGUUAUUGGCGGACAAGAUGUCAAUAACCAGUACUUGCAAGACAUCCACAUCUUUGACAUCAAGAAGAGAUCAUGGUGUGCUCCACUCUCAUCGAGGCAACAUCAGUAUGGCGCUUAUCGUUCAGCUGCAGUCGCUGUAACACCAAUUGAGCUCACUCCGCCUUUUGCGCCAACCUUAGAUUUGCUCUCAGACGCCUUUGAAGAAACACAAUCAGCAGCAGAAGAAGUAGCAGAUAUCAGCAUACAUGUGUAUUCCAACUUUAGUGGAUCCGAAGCGACCAGAUAUUUGCAUACGUGGAAAAUAAAUAACCAAUUAGAGUGUGUAGAAAUGCAAGAUCAAUCCGAAAGCAUCAGUGUCGGCACCGUCUCACCACCCGCAUUGAGAUUUCCAACUGCAUUCAUGUGCGGCCAACAGUUUAUAUUAGCUGGUCCUCAUUUCACACCGACCAGCCAGCAGUUUCAAAUAUGGGCGCUUGACACUAAUACGUUUGUAUGGACAAAGAUUGAAGCGGGCCAUGCAUUGUCGCGAGGAUCAUGGUUGAAGGGCAUGUUGUGUCAAGAUAGCAAUCGAUUCAUCGUGUUUGGACAUCCAGAGAGAUCAAUGCAGAUGGACUACAAAGACCGCGUCAAUUGCUUCGAGCAUAUGGCCUGCGUAGAUAUAGAGAUCUUUGGCAUUUAUCGACCUCCUCGAUCCACUUACAGCGGCUUUGGUCAAGGCCUUGGUUUAACACUGCUGAAGGAUCCCGUAUUGGCUGAUCUCAAUAUUGUCACUAUUGACCAACAACACAUUGCCGUCAAUUCUGCCGUGCUCGCUCAACGAUGGCCCAUCCUUCGCCCUCUACUCUCCUCUGUGCUUAUGCCUCAAGCUGACAGUUCUUCACUCGUACUGGAUUUCGAAAAACGAGAAUUAUAUUUCCCAGAUACCUAUGUGGUGCUGAUUGCUUUUUUACAGUUCAUUUACACAGAUCAUCUUGUUACUGCACAGCAACAUCAGCCUCAUAUCCUUGCCAGGUUGCUGUUUAUUGCAGAUCUAUUUGAAUUACCUCGCCUCAAGGCUCUCGCCACACAUGCCCUACAUCAGAUGCUGAAUAUCCAAACCGCCACCAUGAUUUAUGAAUCAGCCUCUCUCUCCAACGCUGUUUCAUUGCAAAUCCGAGCCCUCAGAGUCAUGAUCAAUGCAAAGAAGAUGAUGCAAAGACAGAAAAUGCUGGAAAUGAACAAUCGCCAACAGCAACAACAGUUACCAAAGAAGCAGCCAGAGAUACCACAGACUGAAAGACCCUUCUCACCGCCGCCUACACCUGCUUCUAGCAACUCUAUCUUUUCAUUGCCUCAACAACAGCAACAGCAAUCAGCCAAUUCGUCUCGAUUCUUGCAGAAAUACGAUCUUAAUCGCCAACAACGACAGCAGCAAUCAUUACCUAGUACGCCCAUGAGCGCCAUGUCAUCAUUCAGCAGUUCCUCUCAAACAUCAUCCCAUCAUCAUAGAUCACCUUCACAGCGAUCCCUCUCCACAGAAUCUCAUUCCGCACCCGCCAUACCAACCACCUCUACUUUCAGCAGCACGAUUAUACCUACGACCAACAAACAAGCCAUCAAACUACCUAAUUUCCGUAUGCGACAAGCAUCUUCUACAUCGCAAUCCAGUGAUGGAGAAUACUCGCCAUUGUCUUCAGCGGCAUCUUCACCUAAAAUAACACCCAGUUCGUCAUUUACAGUCAAUCACAAAUCGUCCAGCACUUCCAGAUCAGCCACCUCGUUUUGGAGACAGACUACCUCAUCUUCUGGAACGACUUCAUUAAAGAAAAAAUCAACAACACCUUCUAAAUCUGAAAGUACAACUAGAAUGCCUGCAUUUAAUUUUAUUAAAUAA
This is a messenger RNA of Mucor velutinosus, 2370 nucleotides long. It is a transcript of the gene TFB2, whose product is annotated as RNA polymerase II transcription factor B 52 kDa subunit. Gene Ontology annotation, biological process: cell redox homeostasis. NCBI's taxonomy places the organism in Eukaryota, Fungi, Mucoromycota, Mucoromycetes, Mucorales, Mucoraceae. Gene Ontology annotation, cellular component: cytosol; mitochondrion. Gene Ontology annotation, molecular function: protein binding. The transcript has a single exon. The record is from RefSeq and is a predicted model, not a curated record. The coding region runs from base 1 to 2370 and encodes 789 amino acids.